Molecule: messenger RNA, 1215 nt
Organism: Saccharomyces mikatae IFO 1815
Lineage: Eukaryota; Fungi; Ascomycota; Saccharomycetes; Saccharomycetales; Saccharomycetaceae
Gene: BAG7
Product: GTPase-activating protein BAG7
Exons: 1
Coding region: 1-1215 (404 amino acids)
Biological process (GO): activation of GTPase activity; signal transduction; regulation of fungal-type cell wall organization
Cellular component (GO): cell cortex
Molecular function (GO): GTPase activator activity
Source: RefSeq, a predicted model, not a curated record
AUGUUUACCAUGAAUCUACUUUCUACUUCUCCUCCAGAAGAGGUUUCUCCACAGGAUAGCCCAUCUCCAAUAUCUUCUAUUGAAUGCAAGAAGGAUAGGGACAAAUUUGCACACUCUCAAAAUGAAUUUGAUGGUAUGGUUUUUGGCGUUUCACUAGAAGAAUCUUUGAAAAUUGCCCGAGAGGAGGUUAUUAUUCAAAAGAGUACAGAGGAACUCGGCUUCAUACCAUUUGUAAUAGCGAAAAGCGGACAGUAUCUAAUAGAAAACGCAUUAUGCACAGCUGGCAUUUUCCGUAUUGCAGGCAGUAAUAAACGUGUUAGAGAACUCCAAGCUAUAUUUUCUAGACCACCUCAUUUUGGUCAUGAAUUUGAAGGAUGGAGAGACUUCAAUGCUCAUGAUAUCGCUACUUUAUUGAAAAGAUACCUGAAUUCAUUAAGCGAGCCCUUAGUUCCACUAACAUUAUAUGAUAGUUUCAGAAACCCAAUAAUAAAAGACCCAAAAAUAAACGAUCAUAAGGAAAAAAUCAUCAAGAAGUACGAAAACAUCUACAUGCUCCUACCACAACAAAACAGGCACUUGAUACUUUAUUUGGUUGGGUUGCUGAAUUUAUUUGCAAGUAAUGACAAAAAAAACUUAAUGCCUGCAAGUAAUUUAGCGGCCAUUGUACAGCCUUCAAUAUUGUCUCAUCCAAAGCAUGAGAUGAACCCAGAAGAGUAUGAAAUAUCCAGGACAGUUAUCGAAUUCCUCAUAUUACACGCUUCAGACAUAAUACCAAAUAUAGAAAAUGCGACAAAAGACAUUAAAUCACAUAUAAGAGUAGCAAAGUUUAAAAACAUUGCCGUCCCUGAGAUGGCUAUUGAUUCCGAUGAAGACGACUUUCUCCAGCCAUCAAUAGAUGAUCACAUGCUUCUGAGGUCACGUGCGAAUUCUCACUCUGACAAUUUCACACUACAUCACCAUGCAUUAUCUUCUAGCCCAAUAGGCCAUGACAAGAAUGGACUCUCUGUGCCAAGAUCAUUCAAAGGUCGAACAUUGAGUGCAGAGUCUCUAUCGCCUAAAUUCAGCAAACUACUUGGCUGCGGUGGGAACAGCAGUAACGGCUACAGCAAAGACCCCACAGAAAGAGUUCCUAGAAGCGAGAAUAAGACUAAACACAAACAGCACAGACAGUCGUGGUUAAGAAGACUCACCAGCCCUUCUAGAACGGUCCCUUAA